UCAUUUACCUGUAACCGACUGGCUUUUUCUUACUAUAAAAACCCCCACAGCAUCCUCCCGAAUCAACAACACGUCUCGAGUUCGAUUCGUAAUGGAUUAUUCCACGUCCCGAGUUCGAAUCGCCAUGGAUUUUUCCACCCUUUUCUUCCUUUUCACAGUCGCUGCAAUACUCGCGUAUGGCGCUGGGGCGAGACGUCCUGGCGAUGAUUUCAUCGAAUCCUCCUGCAAAAUCACUCGUUACCCCAAUUUGUGCGUGGCGUCUCUCCGAUCUUACGCGCCCUCUCUGCAGGCAAAGCGGAGCCAGAAAGAGCUCGUGAAGGCAGCCGUCAAAGUUAGCCUGCAGAACUCCAGAAACAUGACGGUCUGGGCUGCCAGGCUCUCCAGAAGAGCCGGUGAUCUCAGUAAAAGAGAGCGCGGGGCGCUCCGUGACUGCCUGGAGAAUUUUGACGACACCUCGGAGCAGAUCAGGGAGUCUUUGGCCGAGCUGAAGCAUUUGAGGUCUGAUACAUUCAAGUUCCAGAUGAGCAACGUGCAGACUUGGAUGAGCGCGGCGCUUACGAACGAAGACAGCUGCCUUGAUGGCUUUCAGGAUGUCGGCAAAGGUAGGGUUAAAGUGCUCGUAAAUGGACGGGUUCAGCACGCCUGCGAGCUCAUCAGCAAUGCUCUGGCUUUGGUUAACAAGCUUGCAGGUUCUACUACAGGUUAUUGAAAGGGUUUCGUCAAAAUCUGUGUUGUAUUGUAAUAUUAUGUAUGCUUUUUUUCGCUCCUCUGUUUUCCCCUGUAAAUUAAUGGUUUAAAACUAUUAAUGACAAAAUUUUGUAUUGCGCUUGUACUUAGGGCUUGUGUUCUUGAGGAAAGGUUAGAGUCCUUUAGGAGAAUGUUAGGACUUUACAGUCCUCUGUUAUCCCCUGUAAUUUAACGUUUUGAAACUAUUAAUGACAAAAUUUUGUAUUGCGCUUGUACUUAA
This is a messenger RNA of Cryptomeria japonica (Japanese cedar), 967 nucleotides long. RefSeq names its product pectinesterase inhibitor 9. Gene Ontology annotation, molecular function: enzyme inhibitor activity. The record is from RefSeq and is a predicted model, not a curated record. The transcript has a single exon. The coding region runs from base 92 to 709 and encodes 205 amino acids. Lineage: Eukaryota; Viridiplantae; Streptophyta; Pinopsida; Cupressales; Cupressaceae. Gene Ontology annotation, biological process: negative regulation of catalytic activity.